Messenger RNA from Nezara viridula (southern green stink bug), 1798 nucleotides. The record is from the annotation of a GenBank genome assembly. NCBI's taxonomy places the organism in Eukaryota, Metazoa, Arthropoda, Insecta, Hemiptera, Pentatomidae.
AUGUUUAUUAAAGCUAUUCCAAGGCUGCUGAUGAAGAUACUCCUCUUCACCGCUGCCCUCGGUCUGGCCUCUGCCGCCCCUCAAUACGGCUACCACGCUCCAGUCGUCGCUCAUGCUCCAGUAGCUGUCGCUCCAGCACCUGUCGCUUAUGCUAGACCAGUCGCUUACGCCAGACCUGUCGCUUACGCUAGACCUUAUGCAGCUCCAGUUGCAGUUGCUAGACCAGUCGCCGUUGCUCACGCCCCCGUCGCGGUAGCAGCUCCUAGAGUUGAACCAUACGAUCCUCAUCCAUCAUACUCUUUCUCCUACUCCGUCAACGACCACUCUACUGGAGAUUCCAAGGGACAGCAUGAGACCCGUGACGGUGAUGUUGUUCAGGGUAGCUACUCCGUCGCCGAACCAGACGGUUCCGUCAGGACUGUAGACUACACCGCUGAUCCAGUCAACGGAUUCAACGCCGUCGUUCACAGGGAUGCAGGAGCGCAUCCAGCUCCAGUAGCAGUCGCUCAUGCUCCAGUAGCAGUCGCUCAUGCUCCAGUCGCCGUAGCUCAUGCUCCAGCAUAUUUCUAUGGAGUGCCAGAUCGCAUAACGUCGGACGGAGGCAGGGAGUUCGACAGCAGUACCAUACGAGAAGAAGCGAAGCGCUUGGAUAUAGUUUGGCACUUCAAUACGCCGGGACAUCCAAAGGGCAGGGGAGCUAUCGAGAGGUUGCAUAGCACCCUAAGCGAUCACCUACGUAUAUACCAGGGGGAGCAGGGAUUAGAAGCGGACGUAGCAAUGCAGAGGGCGGUAGCGGCCUACAACCAUUGGAUCCACUCCGUUACAGGGUUUUCCCCAGUCGAGGUACUGUUCGGGAGCGGAAAUAAGGAAAGUGUGGGAGAAAACGAAAGGGAGAAUAGAGAAAGAGAAGUGGAAAAGGGUAAUUUGAACCUCAAAGAUAGAAUGGGUACAUUGAAAAUAGGGACGGUCGUCUAUCGUAGGGUCGGAUCCAAUAGGGGGAAGGAAUUGGUGCGCUACGAAGGACCAUUCAAGGUACUCCUCAUCGCCGCCGUUAUCGGCUUGACCUCCGCCGUUCCCCAGUACGGCUACCACGCUCCAGUCGUCGCUCAUGCUCCAGUAGCUGUCGCUCACGCCCCAGUAGCUUACUCCAGACCCGUCGCCUACGCCAGACCAGUCGCUUAUGCUAGGGCCUACGCAGCUCCUGUAGCUGUUGCAAGACCAGUUUCUUACUCUGCUCCAGUCGCUGUUGCACGACCAGUCGCUUAUGCUAGACCUUACGCUGCUCCCGUCGCAGUUGCUCGACCUGUCGCCGUAGCCCAUGCCCCUGUCGCCGUAGCAGCACCCAGGGUUGAACCAUACGACCCACACCCAUCAUAUUCCUACUCAUACUCCGUCAACGAUCAUUCCACUGGAGACUCCAAAGGACAGACCGAAUCCCGUGACGGAGAUGUCGUGCAUGGAAGUUACUCACUUGCCGAACCUGAUGGUUCCAUCAGGACCGUAGAUUACACCGCCGAUCCAGUCAACGGAUUCAACGCCGUCGUUCACAGGGAAGCAGGAGCACAUCCAGCUCCAGUGGCCGUCGCUCACGCUCCAGUAGCAGUCGCUCAUGCUCCAGUGGCUGUCGCUCAUGCUCCAAUAGCUGUAGCACACGCUCCAGCAUAUGGUUAUCACUAAGUUUUCAUAAAUCAAGUCUAAAAAGUAGAGCUACGAUUUAGUUCCCAAUGUAUUAUGAUCCUAUGGAUUAUGUGAUUCUAAAGUUUCUUGUAUGGAAGAAAUAAAUAUUUUAAUAUCUGUA